AGUCACAAGUUUUAGCAUCGGCUUGUCACUCCUUUUGAGUUCUCUGGGCGUUCCUCCUUCAUUUAAAGAAGUCGGCUUCUUAUUUAUUUUACUCCAUAAAGAACGAUUACACGGGGUAUAAUUGGUAUCAUUAUUAGUCAGCCUGAUUCGCCAUGCAGAACAACCAGAAAGAACAUCUUUACAAAAUUUUGGUAAUCGGUGAUUUAGGAGUGGGAAAGACGAGCAUAAUUAAGCGUUAUGUUCACCAAAACUACUCUCAGAAUUACAGGGCAACCAUUGGAGUAGACUUUGCUUUAAAAGUUUUGAAUUGGGACACUGACACUGUUGUCAGACUCCAGCUGUGGGACAUAGCAGGUCAAGAACGUUUUGGAAAUAUGACUCGAGUUUAUUACCGGGAGGCCAUGGGAGCAUUCAUCGUCUUUGAUGUUUCCAGGCUGUCAACAUUUGACGCAGUGACGAAAUGGAAAGAGGAUUUAGACUCAAAACUGACUCUUUCAAACGGCAAGCCCAUCUCUGCUGUGCUCCUGGCAAACAAAUGUGAUCAGGGAAGGGAGGUGUUCAUGAACAACGGCAUCAAAAUGGACCAGUUCUGCAAAGACAAUGGGUUUGUUGGCUGGUUUGAAACAUCUGCAAAGGACAAUGUAAACAUUGAUGAAGCAGCCAACUGCCUUGUGAAACAUAUAUUUGCCAACGAAAGCGACCUAAUGCAGUCUGAGGUUCCAGACACCGUGUCUCCACAGCUAAACUCUACAAAAAACACCAGUUGCUCUGCAUGCUUUAAAUCCUAGGACUGCUCUGAACUACUGAAAUGGAAAUCUGUGGCAUUGUGUGAGUGGGUGUUUGUGUGUGUGUCUGCCUACCAAAUGGGAUCUUGAGCUCUCAGUAUUACAAAAAGGUUUUUUUUGUUUGUUUUUUGUCCAUAUCUUGUAUGUGCAUUAUUGAUAAAUGAAGAAAGGGUUCUGCUACAGCCCUAAACAUUACUAAACCAAAGGAUAUGUUCACCUUACCUAUGAGUCUCUUAAGCAGAUUGUAAUAUUGGCACUGUAAACCCAUAAUCCUACUCUACUGUAGAGCUUUUCCUACUGUAUUUCUGUUACAUUCAGUAAUGUGACUAAGGGGCCAAUAAAUCACCCUUGGAGGAAAGUUGCUGCAGGAUUAAUAUGGAGCUAAAGGGUGGAGGUGAAAGGGUUCCUUUGAGAAUCUUUCAAAAUACAUCUCUGUUUACACUUCAACAAACAGAACACAUAUCUGCACACGACUUUAAUACUCCCUCUGAGAGGCCUUCCGAGUAUCAAAGCAGUUGCCUGGAUUUUCAAAUGGCUAUUAAAUAUUCACUCAGAGCCUCACUGUUUACAGGCAAUAAACAUGUACAGUUAUAUUUGACAGCGUUGAGGUUCAAUUCUUUCAUAAGAAAAUAAAUUAAAACUUAAAAAAAAAAUGUCUCAUCAUUCCGAAGGCUAGAACAAAAACAAGUCUAGCGAUACCAAAAUGCAACUUCUAAAGUUGCAUUUUUCUAAAGUCUUCUAGGAGGCUGUGUGGUCCAGUGGUUAAAGAAAAGGGUUUGUAACCAGGAGGUCCCUGGUUUAAAUCCCACCUCAGCCAUGGACUCAUUGUGUGACCCUGAGCAAGUCACUUUACCUCCUAGUGCUCCGUCUUUCAGGUGAGACAUAGUUGUAAGUGACUCUGCAGCUGAUGCAUAGUUCACAGACCCUAAUCUCUGUAAGUCGCCUUGGAUAAAGGCGUCUGCUAAAUAAACAAAUAAUAAUAAUAAAGUGUGUUAUUUAGUGAGUAUACCAAGGAAAUACCUAUAAAAGAGUAAAAAGGUGAAGUGUCAUGUACGAUUUUAAAAAUAGCUGUGAACAUGGUGCCAUUCCAUUGUGAAAGCAUCAGGUCUUGGGUAAAACACUGCUGAUACUGCUUAAACUAAUAAUAAAUUGGUCCAUUAGUCGAAUGCUGAUUCAAUGGCAGAAACAGCAUGUCUUGUAUUGCUUUUGACACUGCCUUUUUGAAGAGCUUGUGAAACAAAACACAGACAGAUCUGGAUCUUUGCAGUUGUUACGCCUUAAUUCUAUGAGGGGGCUGUUUAACACAGCUGUGGUGAGAAUGGGUUAAGAACUUGAUGCAUUUUUAAUUACAUGAAAUGUAUCAGUUGUUUACAUUCAUUUUUUGUUCUGCUGUUAAGCUCUUUAGUAAUAUAAAGGUCAUGAAAACACUACUAGCUUCUACAUAUAUAUAUAUAUAUAUAUAUAUAUAUAUAUAUAUAUUGGCAGAGAAGAGCAGAUAAUUCAGAUUUGUCUUACCUUUUAUGUGAAACAUAAAAUAAUAAUGCAAUUACAGACAAUAUUGGGCAAUCGGGAAAAAAUCCUACUAGGAUCAAAGGCAGGUAAACAAUGUAAUAUUAAAUGGAAAGUGACUUCAGCCAUCUUUUUGGACAUCUCUUGUCAUUGCAUGCAGAUGUUGCUUUUUUGGGAGGGUUUUCAAUUAUUAUGUUUUCUUAUGUUGUAUUUAUUUUAACAUUUUAAGUCUCUUAUUUAAGGAGCCACAAUUCACUGGGACUACUUAAACAAAAAGUAUACAUAUUCUGAAGGCUUUUUAAAAGCACCAAUACUUUUUUUUACGUCCAUAAUCACUUGUUGUAAUGAUAUAGAAGAAACAACUUAAUUGCAGGAAUGAGCAGGUUAUGGACUUUUCACAUUUUUAAAUCACUCAAUCUACAGUGUGCUUUUAAGAGGUUGGUUACUCUCGUGGUUCUCAAAGUUUCAGUGCCCACGUGCCUAUUAUAAAUAUUUUAAAUAUUGUUCUCAUUGAAUUCCUACAAGUGUGUCUCCGGUUGGUUGCCCAUGUUACGAUAUCUCAAAAGACGGUUGUACUGUUGGAUUUUGCACUGUAUGUUUGGGCAGUGUUCAAUGCCCUGACUGUAAAAGAUCAUCUGUAACCAAAUGUAUGGUAAUAUUGGAUGAUUUUAUGGUUACUGAUGAUUUUUUUUUUGCCUCAAACUGAAGAAUGUGCUGCUGUCUUGACAGGUUGCCUUUGUAUAUAACAUUGAUUUGAUUUCAAUUCAAUUGAUCUUAUUUGGGAAGCAAUGAGAAUCUACAAGAGCAAAGAACAAAUCUGUUUUGAAAAGAAGGCUUUAAAACCACAAGAUACAAGUUCAAUCCCAGUCUAUUGUGUAUUUUAGUGAGAAUGUGCAUUAAAGUAUUAUACUGUGUACAUAUAUUUAAUCCAUACAAUAUUGUACUUGUCUCUAGAAAUAUAAGAUAAUUAAUAAACAAUAUCUGUAAAAACAA
Messenger RNA from Acipenser ruthenus (sterlet), 3287 nucleotides. Its product is annotated as ras-related protein Rab-38. The transcript is spliced from 3 exons. Lineage: Eukaryota; Metazoa; Chordata; Actinopteri; Acipenseriformes; Acipenseridae. Gene Ontology annotation, biological process: phagosome-lysosome fusion; endosome to lysosome transport. The record is from RefSeq and is a predicted model, not a curated record. Gene Ontology annotation, molecular function: GTPase activity; GTP binding. The coding region runs from base 153 to 788 and encodes 211 amino acids. Gene Ontology annotation, cellular component: phagocytic vesicle; late endosome; lysosome.